This is a messenger RNA of Microplitis mediator, 2492 nucleotides long. RefSeq lists its product as uncharacterized. NCBI's taxonomy places the organism in Eukaryota, Metazoa, Arthropoda, Insecta, Hymenoptera, Braconidae. The record is from RefSeq and is a predicted model, not a curated record. The transcript is spliced from 5 exons. The coding region runs from base 460 to 1071 and encodes 203 amino acids.
UCCUGGAUCAAUUAGCGCACAGACGUUUCUAUAUUAAUUAUUCAGUAUCUAUUCUGUUAAUUGUACUUACAAAUUCAUAUUUCAUACAUUACUGGCAAAUUACCUUGCAAUAUUAUUUCUUAUUAGUUACUUAUGUUAUUAGUUAUUAUAAAUAAGAUUUAAAUAAAUACAUUGUUACUGUACGUUGCCGGCGAUAUUCUCGCCUUAUAAAUAAUAUAACAUCGGAUAAUAAAUUCAGUGCUGUAUUUGCGUGGAGAUAUAUUAUAUUCGGUAUAUACCAAGACUAUCCUGAUUUUUGUAUCUUCCGGAAACGUUAUUCUUAGUGUAUGCUUACGUGACCAUUGACUUGGAAUUCCCGAUCCAAUCAAAAUUUUUCAUGCGAUGCAAUAUAAAGCUGAUUACGAUUAUAUGGCUCAUAGCUACCGUAAUAUUUGAAGGUAUAACAGCUAACACGAAAAUAUGAUAUUCCCAAUCGCUAUAGUUAUUAUCACUCAAUGGUUUGGCAUACAGGGAUUCGUUCCUAUAGUUUUCGAGGAUAUCGUAUUUCCGGUUUACAAUAAGGAAUAUUUUACAGAACCUGAAGGUUACAUAACUAAUGAGAAUACAUUGGCUCUGAAUUUCACGAUAAUUAAAUUACUUCCGAUAGAAGCUCAGAUUCAUUCUGUAUUAAAAGCAGCAUCAAUGGGUGAAUAUGUUGUGGAUACUGGAAUCGAUAUAGUGAUGGACUUGUGUGAUAUAAUCGCGGAACCUAUUUUAGCGGCUGGUAUGUUUCAAGAAUUAGGAUUUUCUCCAGACCAUUGCCCACCUGAAAUUGUUCAGGUUUUCGUACGUCCUGAGCGAACGAAUGGAACCCGUAAUCUCUCUAAAGAAACUCCAGUCCACAUUAGUCGAGUUUCAGUAGCAAAUAACAACAAAACACUUGAAACCUGGGUCAACGAUUAUUUGAACGGCGCACAUCAAUCAUUAUUCAAUGUGACUUUGAGAAAUAGAGAGAUUAUCUUGGAACAAAUCAAAAAUGCCACCGUUGUUUACCUUGAAUUAGAACCACUUCCGGCAUUGCCGCCUCAAUAACACGAGCAACUAUUUCAACAAACACAAAACUACACGUAGAGAAAUUUAUGGUGACAACUACAAUUGAUUAUAGGAUAGUUCCCAUAACGUAUGGUAACCAGUUUUUUUGAAAUAUCCACUGCAGGAAUGAUACUUUUACAAAUCAUGGUAACAAUUUCCAUUCCCGUUUAUAUAGUUCUCAUUCUUUUAUAAUAUGGAAAUAGUUACAUAUAAUUAAGGUAAUCUGUAGGGGUGAGUGGGGUCAAUUGAACCAAAAAUACUUCAACUUUUUUUUUUUUAGAUGAAUAAAAGCAAAAUGAUCUUUUUUUUUUUACGAAAUUAUACUUUAUUGUAUAGACUAUCAUUUCUCUUAACAGGGGAUAUCAAAUAUUUUUAGCUGAGUUUUUUUCGCAAACGAAAUCUCUAAAUACAAAAUACAGGCUGUACAUCGAUGUACUACUGUCUAAUCUAGCAAAGUGCGCUUCAAUUACUUGAUAAUAUUCGUUUGUUUAAGAGAAAAACUCGGCCAAAGUCUCCAUUUACUGCACAAGUGCGACAAAGAUAGUACUGUUCGAGGACUUGAGUGUAACAGAGAGAUAAGUGCGAACCCCUGAUAAGCACAUAACUUAACAAAUGAUGAAAAUUUUUAAAAAAUACGAAAUUGUACAACUGCAUCGAAUGGUUCAAUCGUCCCCUUUGCGGGGGCAAUUGGACCACUAGUCGGGGACAAUUGAACCAAGAGUAUUAGAACCACAAACGAAUGGAUUUAAUGAAUAAUUUACUAUUGCCCGAGAAAAAAAGUUCUUAUAUGAUCAUAUAUAAAUCAUAUAAAAGUGACUCAUAUAAAAUCGUAUAAAGUUUUAUAAUGAAAUUGGUCCUAUAAAAACUUAUAUGACUUUAUAAAAUCUUAUAUAAUCAUAUAAAAUCUUUUAUAAUCAUAUAAAGUUAUAUAUACUCAGUAAAAAAUGAUUUUACCUAAUCAUAUAUACAAUAACAUAGAUAUGAUUAGAUCUCAAAAUUGGCAGGAUCUGAUGAUAUAUAAUUAUAUAUAAUCAUGCAUGAACAAAAAAAAAAACACCUAUCGGUUAAUUGCUAUUUUGCCAAAUGGUCACCCAUCCAACUAAUGUUCUGCCUCAAUGCUGCUCAACUUUGAUGAUCGCUUGAUUGUCGUCUGCUUCUCUAGUCUGCUUUACCCUUAUAAGUAUAUAACAUCCUACAUCAAUAAUGCACCAAAUAUGAUCAAAUUUUAUCACAUUUAUGUUUUAUAUAAAAUUAUAAGUUUCUUUAAGAUAACCUGCUUAUGAGACCAUAGAAAUUUAUAUAUAAGAAUCAUAAAACUAUAUAAACUUUUAUACAAUCAUAUAUGAUUUUGUAUAACCGUAUUAAACUCUUUUGUAAUCAUACAAAUUUAUUUAUAACUUCAUAUAAAAUCACAUUAAUUU